CUUCAAGGAGAACAGCUCUACGAUCCUUGCACACAUAACACACUAGCUUUUCAAAUGCAGGAACGAACAAUGUUUGUCUGAUUUCUAUAUUCCUCCACUUCUCUUGUUCUACUGAUGGCUGCUACAUCGAGUCCUGUUUUCCCUGUUACUCGCCGCCGGCGACUUUUCCAGCGAGACGAAGACGAGCUGGAUGAAAAGGUGGAAUCAUGUGCAAAGCGCAAGAAACUGCCUAGCCCGCUGAAUAUCCCGACCAGUAAAAUCACGAAGCAAGGCUCCGUUUCUACUCCAUCACCCGUAACUCCAUCGUCUGCUUUCUCGCCCGUGUUCCCUUGCCAACGCACCACGCUGAGUCGUGCCUGGGAAAACCAUGAGUUACCGUGUCGCGAAGAGGAGAUCAGCUCAAUAAAUGAUUUCCUGCGUGGCACUCUGGUGGCUGGCAAGUCUGGCUGUCUUUACAUCAGCGGUGUGCCGGGGACUGGCAAGACGGCGUGCGUCAAUGCUGUUCUAACGGCCAUGAAGGAAGCACAGCGAGCGCACAUACUCAAGAUCAAUGCAUUCCAGUACAGCCAACAGCCCAGUCGUAUCUACAAUGUCUUAGCCGAGCGACUACUGCCCAAGACGAAGAGCACUAUGAGCAGUGCAUGCUGUAGCCAGCUCACCGACUUUGUAGCCAAGAGCAGCAAACCCAUUGUGCUGGUGCUGGAUGAGAUUGAUCAGCUAGCGACCAAGGACAGCGGUGUCCUGUAUCAGAUCUUUGAGUGGGCGCUACGACCGACCAGCAAGCUUGUACUCCUGGCCAUUGCAAAUACACUCUCAUUCACCAGCAAUGAACUGAAGCGACUCCAGCUGAAAGGCUGCGAACCGGAGCAGUUAUACUUCGCACCGUACACGUCCAAGCAGUUAGCUACCAUUCUAAAAUCUCGCGUUGAAGCAGCAUGUGCUGGUGAUGUCACCAUGUCGGCGGAAGCAAUAGAGCUCUGUGCGCGUCGUAUCGCAGCCGUGACAGGUGACGUUCGCAAGGCACUGGACGUGUGUCGGCAUGCCGUGGAGCAAAUCUCCACACCAACAACUCCUGGUGGCCGAAAUCGCAAGUCAAGUCUUACAGGAUCGCCCGGAAGUGCCACAAAGCAAGGCAAGAUGUUCUUCCAGGGCGCGGGGGGUUUGGUGGGCGAGUUACCCGCCACGCCACGCCGUGUGACGGUCGGCCAGGUGUCUCGUGUACUCUGUCAGCUGUACGGUGCCAGACUGAAGAGCACAAGUGGCUCGACAAGUGGCAGUACUAGUACCAGCUCUGCGCCGGCGGCAGAUGCGCCCGAAGACAACGCUGUGCCACUCAAGCAGAAAGUUCUGCUGUGCACCAUGCUGCUGCUGAAGAAGUCCAAGAACAGCGUUGUCACUGUUUCACAGCUGGAGGAUGCGUUUCGCUUUGUAUGCAAGCAACGGUCAAUGGAGUGCGAGGACGAUGUUCUCUCGCUCAGUGAAAGCUUGGACAACCAGGGCCUGGUCGUUACCAAGCGUAACCAGAAGAACCCACGACUGAGCAAGAUUGUGUUGCAGUUUUCUGACUCGGAAGUCGAACAGUACAUGUCUGACAAAGCCAUGCUAUCCACAAUUUCAUCACUGACAUUGCCGAAGAAACGGUAGAGUUCCUCCUGACAACCUUCCUAGUCUUCUCUUGUCAAGAACUGUUGCUUUGUGCGCGUUGGAUGCGGAUUGCGGCUGGCAAUGAGUGAGUGCAUGGCUGAUCCGUACAAAGCUCGCUUGCAUGGCUGUGCCUCAUAGUGCCAUGUCUCUGCGCGGCUCUAUGCAGCUGACUGACCCUAUGCACGGCUGUCCAUCUCGCAAGAUCGACUGCAUCUCCUGCAGCGUGCAAUCAUCAGGCAACAAAAUUGCCUUCGAAUGGUGCAACGUUCUGUUGCAAUGUUUCCCAUGGCCACUUGCUACAGGGCCAUUCUCUAACACUACACUUUGUAGGUGAAGUGAAGAAAAUACACUUUUGUUUCAUUAUAGAAAAUACUAGAAUGCCAUGCAAUCAUGUCGCAGUUAUAUGAACAACAGCCAAUGAAACAAUCUGUCAUUUAUAAACUAGUCCCAUCGUUCUAUGUUGACAAAGCUGGAAAUAAUUUUCUUAGAACCUGAUUGCUUUUUUGUACUGUAGAGAUUUGCACACGUUUUUACCAAAAACGAUUCCUUUUACGUGUGUACUAUUUUUUAAUUUUUAUGCUCGAUGCCCCCCCCCCCCCCCCGGAGGCAAGUUCCAUGUGAUUUUAAUCAUUUUAGUACUAACGUUAUUCUAUGCUUUUUAGUUGUGCCUUGAGAAGAAGUGGUGUACCGUAUGUGAUCACCUUGU
Messenger RNA from Sycon ciliatum, 2350 nucleotides. Its product is annotated as cell division control protein 6 homolog. NCBI's taxonomy places the organism in Eukaryota, Metazoa, Porifera, Calcarea, Leucosolenida, Sycettidae. The transcript is spliced from 10 exons. Gene Ontology annotation, cellular component: nucleus. Bases 115 to 1644 code for a protein of 509 amino acids. Gene Ontology annotation, molecular function: ATP hydrolysis activity; DNA replication origin binding. Gene Ontology annotation, biological process: mitotic DNA replication checkpoint signaling; cell division; DNA replication initiation. The record is from RefSeq and is a predicted model, not a curated record.